This is a messenger RNA of Daldinia vernicosa, 1260 nucleotides long. RefSeq lists its product as uncharacterized. Lineage: Eukaryota; Fungi; Ascomycota; Sordariomycetes; Xylariales; Hypoxylaceae. The transcript has a single exon. Gene Ontology annotation, biological process: mitotic cell cycle; positive regulation of transcription by RNA polymerase II. Gene Ontology annotation, molecular function: DNA-binding transcription factor activity, RNA polymerase II-specific; RNA polymerase II cis-regulatory region sequence-specific DNA binding. The record is from RefSeq and is a predicted model, not a curated record. The coding region runs from base 1 to 1260 and encodes 419 amino acids. Gene Ontology annotation, cellular component: nucleus.
AUGUCGAGGCGCGGCCCCUGGACAAAUCGCGAAGAUGAGAUGUUGAAGGAGAUCGUCGAACAGCAAGGCGCCUUGAACUGGGUCAAAAUUGCGCAGCGCGUUCAAACAAGGUCGCCAAAGCAGUGUAGGGAGCGCUAUCAUCAGAACCUAAAGCCCGGCCUCAACCAUAGCCCUAUUACACCUGAAGAGGGUAUUUUAAUAGAGAAUUUGGUCCGCUCCAAGGGGAAACGUUGGGCUGAGAUUGCCAGAGCUCUCAACAAUCGAAGCGACAAUGCGGUCAAGAACUGGUGGAACGGCGGUAUGAACCGCCGGCAGCGUCUGAUGCGUAGAGCAGCUGAAAACCACUACGCUAGGGUUCAUGGUCAAAAUACCCACGACGAGUCUACGCCGGAACUAUCGCAGGUUCCAGCAUCAUACCACCGCCACGACACACAUCACCUUCACUCACGCUCGGGCUACUCGAGCGGCUCACUCUACGGACACCACGAAUACCACGAGCAUCACGGACAGCACGGACAGCACGGACAGCACGGACAUCACAGGCACCAUGAAUAUGAACAGCAUGCAAUUAUCAAUGAGGCCACUAACUUAUCGCGCCCGGCCUCUGCUUCUCCUUAUCCUUCUACUUAUCGUUCUGUAGAUCCUUCUACAUACGGUCCAACCUCACCAUAUAACUACCAAAGUCGCCGUGCCAGUUCAUGGGAAAACUACUCCGAGUUCUCGGGGCUCCCAUCGCCUUCCGCGUCUUCGACAUCCCCUAUUGAGCUUCCAGAGUCAUCUACUCCUUUUCCUUGGAUGUCGGAUCAUAGCUUGCCGUACCGCGAUAUACACGCUUCUAGCCACUCCCGAGAGACUCUCCCCGUACUACCUCCAUUACGGGUUAGGGAUUCGUCCUCGCCGUCGCAUGAGAUUCAAGCACCGAAUCCCAGUCACGACUCGCAGCCAGCAAGGGAGGCUGUUCGUCUAAACCGGGUACAGCUACCGCAUAUUAAUGAAUGCUUCCCGGGAAGCUAUGACUUACAUGGUCGACGGCGCACGGCACCUGACACACCGCCACGUCAUCCGGCACGACGCCCGGAACGACAUAAUUCGGGCUCGGGAUCUCCAUCCUCACAGCGCGUAUCACCACGCUUACAGCGCCGAUCUCCAUUAUUACAACGCAGAUCUCCACACCUACAGCGUCGAUCCCCGCCAUCACAGCUUAAAGACAAACACCGCGCCGUGGACCCUAGGAUGGAUUUAAACUUCCUGACUCAUUAA